Molecule: messenger RNA, 882 nt
Organism: Phaethon lepturus (White-tailed tropicbird)
Lineage: Eukaryota; Metazoa; Chordata; Aves; Phaethontiformes; Phaethontidae
Product: nuclear receptor corepressor 2-like
Exons: 4
Biological process (GO): negative regulation of transcription by RNA polymerase II
Molecular function (GO): transcription corepressor activity
Source: RefSeq, a predicted model, not a curated record
GUGGAGUUGCUGCUUCUCAGUGUCCCAAAGAAGACAGCAGGAGCUCGGGAGCUUCGCAUGAGACCACAGGAACCAAGCGAACCUACGAUAUGAUGGAGGGGAGGAUCAGCCGGGGCUUAUCAGCCCGUGAGACCUUAUCUGCCAGCAUUGAAGGUCUCAUGGGUCGAGCGAUCCCUCCAGACCGACACAGCCCCCAUAACCUAAAGGAGCAGCAUCACAUGCGGGGCUCAAUUACACAAGGAAUACCUCGGUCCUACGUGGAGGCCCAUGAGGACUACCUCAGAAGAGAAGCCAAACAGCUCAAGAGGGAAAACACUCCCCCGAGGGACUUAUCUGAUGCCUACAAGGUCAGGUCUCAUGAAGGCCUUACUCCUCUGAAAAUGAAACCAGCCCAUGAAGGCCUGGUGGCCACGGUGAAAGAAGCGGGAAGAUCAAUCCAUGAGAUUCCCCGAGAGGAGCUGAGGCGAACGCCAGACAUCUCUCUGGCGAGACCUCUGAAGGAAGGCUCCAUCACGCAGGGUACCCCACUGAAGUAUGACAGCGGCUCUUCCUCCUCGAGUACCAAAAAGCACGAUGUGCGGUCCAUCAUCGGCAGUCCCGGCAGGACUUUUCACUCUGUGCACUCACUGGAUGUCAUCCAAGACCCGAGGAACCUGGAAAGAGCUUAUGAAGAGAGCCUGAAAAACAGGCCAAGCCCAGUGACAAACUCGGGUGGCUCCAUCGCCAGAGGGGCUCCUGUGAUUGUACCGGAGCCGGGCAAGCCCCACCAAAGUGCCCUCGCCUACGAGGACCACCAGGCAGGGCACAGCACAGCGUUUGGCAGCCACUUGCACAGAGGGUCUCCGGUCUCCACGCGGGAGACCACGCCGCGGCAGCACGAAG